AUGAGUGGAAGUGGCAGGAAACGCACUUCUAAGUGGGAUCUGAAGGAAGUACCUCAACUUUCACCUGGGGACACGCACAAGGAUGCCUGGCCUGGGAGAUCAGUUGCAGACUAUAAAGAUGGUGGAGAAUUCUCGGAUCCCACAAUGGAAUGGGAUGAAGAUGGAAGUUACAGCACAAAAAUGUCUCCUGGUCUCGAGGACUGGAGGCAACUCAAGCAGCACCACCACUCUCGUAAAACUGGUUAUGAUAGAUCAUACAGGUUUACUUUUUUGUACUUGGCAUGCCAAUUUGUGCACAACUGA
Messenger RNA from Ilex paraguariensis (yerba mate), 303 nucleotides. The record is from the annotation of a GenBank genome assembly. Lineage: Eukaryota; Viridiplantae; Streptophyta; Magnoliopsida; Aquifoliales; Aquifoliaceae.